AUGGGAGGGGACGGUAGAGAGGGGGUCGUCCUUAGUGCUCGUGUGAAACUCAGCAAAAUUAUGGAAGCAGAUCGCCCUGGCAAGCUUUUCAUUGGUCAGCUCACUAGAGAAGCCAAUGAAAAGGUGCUAAAAGCAGUAUUUGGGAGACAUGGUCCCGUGUCAGAAGUGCUUUUGUUGAAAGAUCGAAGCAGGAAGUGAAGAGGGUUUGAAUUCAUUACUUUUGAGAACCCUGUAGAUACUAAGCCUGCUGCCAGAGAUUUGAAUGGAAAGUUUUUGGAUGGAAAAGCAAUAAAAGUAGCACAAGCAAAGAAACCAUUAUUUCAAAGUGCUGGCAGGGAGGGAACACUGUGUUUUUCAAGAAAGAGAAGACCCACAGGAAAACAGAGAUUUGCAAGAGGAAGGAGUGGACAGACAAGAGGUUGGCAUCCCUGA
This is a messenger RNA of Cebus imitator (Panamanian white-faced capuchin), 432 nucleotides long. RefSeq names its product RNA-binding motif protein, Y chromosome, family 1 member B-like. Gene Ontology annotation, cellular component: spliceosomal complex. Gene Ontology annotation, biological process: positive regulation of mRNA splicing, via spliceosome. The transcript is spliced from 4 exons. The record is from RefSeq and is a predicted model, not a curated record. Gene Ontology annotation, molecular function: RNA binding. Lineage: Eukaryota; Metazoa; Chordata; Mammalia; Primates; Cebidae.